Messenger RNA from Wyeomyia smithii (pitcher-plant mosquito), 2520 nucleotides. RefSeq names its product tensin-1-like. The transcript is spliced from 2 exons. The record is from RefSeq and is a predicted model, not a curated record. The coding region runs from base 57 to 2447 and encodes 796 amino acids. NCBI's taxonomy places the organism in Eukaryota, Metazoa, Arthropoda, Insecta, Diptera, Culicidae.
UAUCCUUUCGAAAGUGCAUCUUCAUCGCCAGGUGCUAAGAAGUCGCAGACGACACGAUGGGAUCGGUAUCUCAUCAGAAGAUAUCAACACGGUUGAUCAUCUUCCUGAUGCUUGCCGCUGGUACCGGGCUAAGUCGGUUCGGUGCGGUGCAUGCGAUUGCAGUCGAAACGACGGAUGCUAUGCUGGAGUCGACCCAAACGACAGUUCCUGUUGAUGUGCCGGAAACCGAAGCCGACGAACCGACGAGCGCGGUAAGUGAAAAGUCUGACCUUUCCGAGGCGGAAACGAAGGAUCCGAAGAAGCUGGAAAUCAUCAAACAGAUUCGGAAGAUUAACAACGACGGCUCGUACACCGUGGGGUACGAGGCGGAAGAUGGGACGUUUAAAAUCGAGAGCCGGGAUGUUUUGGGUAAUAUCAAGGGUACCUAUGGGUAUAUUGAUGAAAACGGGGACAUCCAACGGGUGUCCUAUAAUGCGCAUAACAGCACAGGAAUCAAGGGAACCGCGCCGGCACCCGUCACGGAGGAUGUUGUACACAUUCCACCAAAGUUCAAUCGAAGCCACAUCGGAGCUCCAACGACUCGACGUCCAGCAUCAUACCAUACGAGUUCCACCAUUGCUCCCCAGCGUACGAGCGUGAUCCAAACUAUUCCAAGAAAGCGGCCACAUGUAACAUCUACAACGGAACGGCCAACAUCACGGGUGACGGAAACUUCGGCAUCCUAUUCGGAACCAACCAUGGCUUCCAGUCAAAGUUCAUCAGUUCAAACCCCCAAACCGUUGCUGAUUAUACGACCCACCCCACUACCACUGAUGGCGAAAACCAUCGAACAACUCGCUCGACCUGAGAAACUCGAGAGCGAACACAUCACCAAGAUCUAUUCGAAAUCAGUAACGCCAAGACAACGGGAGCCGGAGAGAAAACCUCUAAGAGGUAACUUCCUACGAAGACAACUUCCACCAGAUUCCUCGGAACAGUACGAAGCUCAACAGCAGGUGGUUUACGGUCAAUCCGCUGGAGAAGAAAUUGCUAACCUGUUUGCCGCGACACCACCGGGCUUAAGGCCGAUCUAUACAACCACACCGGCUCCACGUAUUCCAGCCGCAGUGCUGGCAGCUCGACAGCGGGCCGCCCAACUCCAGAGCUUGCUAAGUAGCGAACGUCCAGAGACUACAACCGAACGAGUUUACGCGAAACCUCCACGCAAACAGGAACCCGCUCCGGUGAUGUACGAACCGGCAACGGAACCUUCCUCGGAGAACAGCUACGUUACCGAUACGCCCGGAUCUGUUGUGCAGAUUCCGGCGAACUCGAACCGUGAAGUAACUGAAACCGCCGAAGACGAACGACGCGUUUAUCGGCAAAGACCGAUAGAGUUUCGACCGAGGGAGGCUUAUAGAUUCGCUCCAGCUCAAGAUCGUCCCGAACGGUACCGUGUACCGUUGGGUAUUCCACCCCAUGGCCGGACUUUCCCCAGUGCCGAACCGUCCUACUAUCGAGACGCCUCAGGACGUAGUCCAGAAAAUUAUCCGUCGGAGGAUGAGGAUAACAACAUAGCAUACCGUCAACAGCGGAGACCGCAGGGUCCUCCUCCUCCUCCACCGGGCUACAUUCAGAACCAACAGGAAUCACCCGUCGCUAACAGCGUCCCUAAUGCGCACAGUUACCCCCAACAAUCGUACCCGGUGCCGUACGCCUACAAUCCGUACCGUAAUCCUUACCAAACUCCAGUGAGCCCAUACUACGACGUUCCGGAUCGUCCCCUAACAACCAGAGACUUCGAACGAAUCCUCCAGCUACUGAUAUUCCGUCAUCAGCAAGCUCAACAUCUGCAAGCGUACCGCUUCGGAGGUUACACCAAUCCCUACUACGGUGGCCCUUCCCUGGCACCACCCUUUAUUCCCGGUUCAUAUCCAGGAGCUCCAGGUGGCGGAUAUCCAGCGCAAAUCCCACGACCACCCUUCUUCAACCCCGGUGCCGGUUACUUCGAUCCACGCUACCAGAACCCAUUGUACAGUCCAUCAACGGGAACCCGUCAAUAUACCCCAGCAGGACCCAACGGAGGCCCUCAACAAACGACGGCAGCGGAUUACUCCGCCCCCGAACAACAGGCCUACCAGCUGCGGCGAAGACAGCCUCAACAACAACCUCACGUACCCCAGUACGCACCACGAAUCGAUCACGACUACCAGGGAUCGGCCGCCGCCAGUCAGCAGGAACUGAUUCCACCGGAGGUGCGGGAAGAUCUGCUCUACCGAAUGCUGCUCCUAGCGAUCCAGCACGAUCCAGCGGCACCGUUCCACGGUGGCGGCGGUGGUGUUGGAGGUGAAGUACCUGGUGCGGGAUACGUUCCGGCGGGAUCGGUGCCACGGCCUCAAACCACUUCUCCCUCGCCGGGAUACAGUAAGAAACCGGUGCGGAGUGUGCAGAUUCUGGGUGAGGAGUGAGCGAAGCGGUUCCAGUGAGUCAGCCGUGUAAGAGACUGUAGAGUAUUUGUUCGGGUGUAGUGGCGUAUGUGUA